Molecule: messenger RNA, 1855 nt
Organism: Lolium rigidum
Lineage: Eukaryota; Viridiplantae; Streptophyta; Magnoliopsida; Poales; Poaceae
Product: protein trichome birefringence-like 14
Exons: 4
Coding region: 51-1322 (423 amino acids)
Biological process (GO): xyloglucan metabolic process; xylan biosynthetic process; plant-type secondary cell wall biogenesis
Cellular component (GO): Golgi apparatus
Molecular function (GO): acetyltransferase activity
Source: RefSeq, a predicted model, not a curated record
UUUUGAGCAAUAUCUGAGUCCCGAGGAGCCUCGUAUGCUGCCUUCCUGGGAUGAAAGGCGGUGUUCUACAUAGGCUUCUGGUCAACAAGCUAUGCCUCGUCCUUUUGGUUCUCCUCAUUGUGCCGAUUAUUCUUUUGUUACUGGGCACAACGUCAGAGCAACUGAAAGUUUUUUCCCAAGGUUUCCUACAGCAGCAGGGACUGGCACAUCUUGGUGAUAAUGUAUCAGCUCUAGUUGGGCCUGCAACUCCAGCUUAUAACAACCACAAUCACACAAGUAUAACCAGACGGAACAAAGACUGUAAUUAUGCUAAGGGAAAGUGGGUAGCAGAUGAAACACGGCCACUCUAUUCCGGUAACGAGUGCAAGCAAUGGCUGUCAAAAAUGUGGGCUUGUCGAAUGAUGCAACGCACAGAUUUCUUCUAUGAGAGUUACCGGUGGCAGCCACAUGGCUGUGAGAUGCCUGAAUUUUCAGGGCCAAACUUUUUGAAAAGGAUGAGGCAUAGAACUCUUGCUUUUGUGGGUGAUUCACUCGGUAGACAGCAAUUCCAGUCCAUGAUGUGUAUGGCGACAGGUGGUAAAUACAGCCCUGAGGUCGAAGAUGUUGGAUGGAAAUACGGCCUUGUCAAAGCUCCAGGUGCUUUAAGACCUGAUGGGUGGGCUUAUCGAUUUCCAGGGACAAACACCACUAUCCUUUACUACUGGUCUGCUACUCUAUCUGAACUGGAACCUCUGAACACAACAAAUCCGGCGACUAGCUAUGCAUUGCAUCUUGACCGGCCAGUAACAUUCCUGAAGAAGUAUCUCCCCAGUUUUGACGUUCUAGUACUGAACACAGGCCAUCACUGGAACAGAGGGAAAUUCAAUGGAAACCACUGGGAGAUGUAUGCUGAUGGGAAGCCUGUAGGGGAAGGCAGACUUGCAGACCUCAACCGCGCGAAGAAUCUCACGCUGCACAGCAUUGCCAGAUGGGUGGAUUCAGAGCUCGCAAGCCUUCCUCACCUGAAGGCGUUCCUGAGGACGAUGUCGCCGAGGCAUUUUGUAAAUGGCGACUGGAACACUGGGGGCAGUUGUGGUAAUGCUAUCCCCUUUUCUAAUGGAAGCGAGGUCUUGCAGGACCAUUCGAGCGACUUGCCUGCGGAGCGUGCUGUAAACGGAACUCGUGUUAAGCUUCUGGAUAUUACUGCCAUCUCGCAGCUACGGGACGAGGGGCAUAUGUCGAAUCGUACCCUGAGAGCUCCGACGGGCAUUAAUGACUGCUUGCACUGGUGCCUUCCUGGCAUACCAGAUAUGUGGAAUGAGGUCCUGUUUGCACAGAUUUAGCACAUAUACUGCACUUCAGUAAUGGCAAGGGCAUAUUUUUUUUCUCAAAGAAAGGGUAAGGGCAAUUUUCUUCCAGAGCCCCCAAGGAUCUGUUCUGUUCCUGCUGGUGGUCUGUACAGGGUGAAGUGCUUUGUACCAGUAUAUUACGGAUUUUGGUCAAGCCAAGCCUAGGCGUUUUGACAGUGCCAGGAUGAUAGCCUUAUUUCCAGAGUCUGAAUUGCAGCUUCGUUUGAGGCCAGACACGGAGUUAGCUGCUGCUGCAGAGCCAUUCCCCAGGCACGUCGAUUCUUUUUCAUUUUCUUUACUGUAAAAUGCUACUCCAUAUAUACUCCCCAGUUUACCCGUGUGCAGAAGCAUAUAUUCCGUAGAGAUGUUCAUACAAGUAGAACAAAGCGCCAUAUGCUCUUUUAGAUUAAAAAAAAAGCGCAACUUUUGGUUGAUGUCUGUAUCUUACUAAAAACUAUUAUAUCUGUGUAACAUUUCAGUUUGGGAUAGCUAAUAUUAUAUGAAAGUGUAACUGACAUUUUGACCAC